AUGCAAGAUGGUGAUGCAUCUGUCUCUGAAGAUGCUGAUGAUGCAGGUUUUACAGAUGAAGAUGCAGAUGCAGAUGAGUGGUUUCCUGAAGCAGAGAAGACAAAAAAAGGUCCAAGGAAAAAGAAAGUAUUUGAGACCUCUACCUCUAAAAUUGAGGAAAUUAGUCCACCUAAGAAACCAAGAGGAAGACCAGCGAAGGUUGCAGGAGAAAUUAAGGUCAAAAGAGGUAGAGGCAGGCCGAGAAAGUAUCCAGAUUGCUUGGUGGAAGACGUUGAUGGAACUAAACAGGAUGACAAAGAUGAGGCUACAGAAGAGAUUGGAGGAAGGAGUUUGCGACUGAGAAGAGGACGACCUCGAUUAUGCCAAGAUGGGUCUGAUGAUACAGAGGGGAAUGAUGGAGAGAAAGUGAAAGCCAAGAAGAACAAGCUUCGUUAUGGAUGUAGUAUGUGCGGAAAGUCUUUUGCAGGCAUCACAAAUUUAGAGAUUCAUUUUCGAACACACACUGGUGAGAAGCCGUACACAUGUGAUCUUUGUCCAAAGUCAUUCAAUGUACCCAUCAGUUUUAAGAUUCAUCAACAGACUCAUUCGUCAAACAAGCCAUACCAGUGUAAAUUGUGUGGCAAGACCUUUAAACAUGCCAAUUCUUUAACAUCGCAUAAAAUAACUCAUACCAAAGAUCGGCCAUAUACAUGUAAAGUAUGUCACAAAGGUUUCACUCAGACGAGAAGUUUGAAAUCUCACAUGCGGCUUCACACUGGGGAGAAACCAUAUCAGUGUGAGCAAUGUGGGAAGUCCUUCGCGCAGGCUAAUGGGUUACGUACUCAUAAAAUGACACAUACAGGAGAAAAGCCCUAUAAAUGUCACCAGUGUGAGAGGGCUUUCAACAGUGCUUUUAAGUUGAAAUCCCACAUAAUGAUACAUACUGGGGAUUUUCCCCAUCAGUGUGAUCUUUGUGCACGCCGCUACACCAUGUUGAGUGAAUUACGUAAACAUGUGCGAAAAAAACAUCUAAAAGAGAAGCCGUAUCUCUGCGACAUAUGCGGCAAGAGUUUUGGUGAUAAGAACACUUUAGGCCAUCACAAAAAAAUUCACUCAGGUUCGAGGGAUUAUCAUUGCACAAGUUGCACCAGAAGUUUCUCAUACUGGUGA
This is a messenger RNA of Saccoglossus kowalevskii, 1149 nucleotides long. RefSeq names its product zinc finger protein 253-like. The record is from RefSeq and is a predicted model, not a curated record. Lineage: Eukaryota; Metazoa; Hemichordata; Enteropneusta; Harrimaniidae.